Lycium barbarum (goji berry) is the source of this 789-nucleotide messenger RNA. RefSeq lists its product as uncharacterized. Bases 1 to 789 code for a protein of 262 amino acids. The transcript has 3 exons. Gene Ontology annotation, biological process: DNA integration. Lineage: Eukaryota; Viridiplantae; Streptophyta; Magnoliopsida; Solanales; Solanaceae. Gene Ontology annotation, molecular function: nucleic acid binding. The record is from RefSeq and is a predicted model, not a curated record.
AUGGAAAGUGAUUGCUGCAAAUACGUGCAAAGGUGCCAUCAAUGUCAGAUCCACGGUGAUCUGAUCAAGGUCCCUCCAAGUGAGCUUAAUGUUAUGAGGUCACUAUGGCCUUUCGUAGCUUGGGGCAUGGAUGUUAUUGGACCCAUUGAACCCGCAGCUUCUAAUGGUCACCGGUUCAUUUUGGUUGCCAUUGACUAUUUCACCAAGUGGGUGGAAGCAACGUCUCACACGUCAGUAACAAAGAAAGUGGUGGCAGACUUCGUGCAAAACCACAUCAUAUGCAGAUUCAGUGUGCUCGACUCCAUCAUAACAAACAAUGGAGAAAAUGUGAAUAGCCACCUGAUGAAGGACAUCUGUGAGCAAUUUAAGAUCACCCAUCGAAACUCAACAGCUUACUGGCUGCAAAUGAACAGAGCCUUGCCUUAUGACUUAUUGGGAUACCUUAUUACGGCCAGAACUUCAACAGGAGCGACUAAAUACUUGCUGGUCUAUGGAACUGUUGAGAUCCCUUCCUUAAGAAUCAUUCAGGAAGCAGAAUUAGACGAUACUGAGAUAGCAAGAGCUUUCAACAAGCAAGUCAAAACCAGACAUUUUCAGAUUAGGCAGAUGGUGCUCAAAAGGAUUUUUCCACAUCAAGAUGAAUACAAAGGGAAAUUUGCUCUCAACUGGAAAGGUCCUUACGUGGUCCGCAAAGUGCUCUCCGGAGGAUCAGUAGUAUUGGCAGAAAUGGAAGGACAAAAGUGGCCAAAGCCGAUCAACUCAGACGCAAUCAAGCGCUACUAUGCAUAA